Exaiptasia diaphana is the source of this 1550-nucleotide messenger RNA. Its product is annotated as transmembrane protein 198. The record is from RefSeq and is a predicted model, not a curated record. Gene Ontology annotation, cellular component: plasma membrane. Bases 200 to 1030 code for a protein of 276 amino acids. Lineage: Eukaryota; Metazoa; Cnidaria; Anthozoa; Actiniaria; Aiptasiidae. The transcript has 9 exons.
GGGCAAGUUGACAUCCGUGCUCGAGCUCAAUCACUCUGGAAAUUCCAAAAGGAAAGUCUGAAAAAUAGGGACAAAAUAAGUGUUCUAAACGACUGUGGCGGUACCUGCCAGKUCCUAUUCUUUUCUGAUAACCAAACAMAGCUAUCUUCAAAGUCUCAUUGUAGUUCCAUGUGAUUGGUAGACAAGUCAACAUUCUACCAUGGACGGAAAGAGUAUACCUAUCCAUGGUGAUUCUAAGGACUGCGAGCUUCACAAUACAUAUGAUGUACAGUUUUGUGUCCUUGCUGCAGUCAGUGUUUUACUUGGCUCUGUCAUGUGUUUUUGUGGAUAUAAAUUCUUCAAGUUCAUCUUAUUCUGUAGUGGUUUUCUUAUUGGCUUCUUCAUUACAUAUACACUAUGUGCAAUGUACUUGACAAAUUUGUCUGGAUCACUGCUUGUUCAUAAGCAACAGCUUUAUCUUGGAAUAGCAGCUUUCACUGGACUUAUCAGUGGUAUCAUUGCUCUGUGUGUGUUUUAUCUUGGUCUUUUUGUGCUUGGAGCAACAAUGGGCUGGUUUGUUGGCAUGGCAUUCCUACCCCUGCUAAGUGAACACUCUGCUUACCUAAAUGAGAACACAUGGCUUCCAUUUGUCAUCCUAUUUGCAUGUGCAAUUCUUGGUGGGAUUUUAAUAAUAUGCUUGCAAAAGAUCAUUAUCAUCAUCGCAACAUCUUUUCUUGGUGCUUUUUGUAUCACAAAUGGAUUGGAUUACUACAUUGAGAAUAAUGUUACUCUUUAYUAUUCAAUCAAAGUUCUCCACGGCUCUGUUGAUGAAACUAUGAAACCAAGAUGCUGGUACACGUGGACUGUGUUUGCUUUCAUUCCAAUUCUUUUUAUUGCUGGUUUAGCAAUCCAAUUUGCUAUCACAUCAAAAGGCAAAGAUCAUACAAGAGGUUAUGACAGACAGCGUACAAUACUAGUUGCUCCUCCGCCUGAUGCAACAAUGAUGCAAGACUUUGCAGACACCCAGCCGUUGGUAUCCAAUCAGGCAUAGAGACGUUUGGGAGACACGUUCUUGCAGUUUUCWUAAUACGUUCCAUGCUAGUAUUUCUGCUUUGGAAUCGGUUUAGAACUGGGAAUUUUCAUGAAAAAUAAAUAAUGCUGCAUGGGGUAAAUCCUUAGUUGCAAAGAAAAUCCACACAAAAUUUAUAGAGGGGCUUACUUGAGUCAUACAAGUUUAGAUUUAUUUUUUUAUGUCGAAAAUUUGAUCGAUAKCGACAUGACAAGUCCAAAAAACAAACAAGAAUAAUAAAAGUGCGAAAUAUUUGAAAGGCAGAAACAGUUACAUUUAAAAUGUCCCAGUUAUUACUGUAAUCAAGAAUAAACUUAAGUCAGUUCAGAUAGCAUUACCAUGUGGGAUGAGCUUGUCAAAGUAUAUGAGCAUGUGUAAUGUGUAAAUCAUGUCUGCUUCUAAGAACACUGACGCUUGGCUAUUGUUAAAGUUUAAAAGAAAAAAAAAAACGUUUUAAUGCUGUCAAAGUUAAGAUUUGAAAUUAAAAGCUUGUUUCGUUGGG